Molecule: messenger RNA, 327 nt
Organism: Linum trigynum
Lineage: Eukaryota; Viridiplantae; Streptophyta; Magnoliopsida; Malpighiales; Linaceae
Source: the annotation of a GenBank genome assembly
AUGUGGUACAUCAGGAAGUGGGCACCAGGAAUUCGAGCACAGAAGCCUCCACCAGAAGUCCCAAUCUGGGUCAAGUUCAUUGAACUCACUUUGGAAUAUGUUUCAGGUCGAGUUCUUAUGCGCCUUGCAAGCAAAUUGGGGAAGCCACUAUGGAUCGACCAAUCAACUCGUUUAGGGCAGAGAUUGGGAUAUCCCAAGGUGCUUGUGGAGAUGACGGUCGAUGAAGAGUUUCCAAAUGAGCUGAAACUAGUUCCGAAUCGAAAUCCCGCUAUGUUUGUUCAACUAAAAUAUUGUAACAUGCCUGCCAUCUGCCAGAAGUGUCACUAG